Klebsormidium nitens is the source of this 4151-nucleotide messenger RNA. The record is from the annotation of a GenBank genome assembly. NCBI's taxonomy places the organism in Eukaryota, Viridiplantae, Streptophyta, Klebsormidiophyceae, Klebsormidiales, Klebsormidiaceae.
AACUCCAAGCAACCCGCCCCCUAACCCUGUCCCUAACCCGCCAGCAAACCUGGGUUCCGACUCAGACCCCCCGACCCCGAUGGCGGGCCCCACAGCACCAUCCCUCUUCUCAAGCCGCCCGGUGAAAAUCUUCCUGGCGAUCUCCUCCGUUCUCUGCCUCUUCUUCUUCUGGAGCGUGAUCCUCUCGUCGAUGUGGACGUUUGAGGCGGACCUGACCGACGGCGCAGAGGGGGGGGAGCAAGUGUGCCACGUCCUGGUCAUCAGCACGUACCCCCCACGGAGGUGCGGCAUCGGCGUGUUUGCCGAGAACUUCAUCAAUGCGAUGCGCUCCAUGGGUCCCGAGUUCUCGCGCCGCACGGGCGCCGACCGCCGCUGCGAAUACUCCGUCAUUGCUUUUGACGAUCCCGACUCCACGGCCGCUUACAAUGCGUCCACCGUUCUUGGGAUCAUAAACCUCGACGCCGACGUCCCGUCCCGCGCGUUUUGGAACGCCUCGCAGUACGUGAUCGAGCACCAGAAGCGGACGGUGAAGAAUCUCAAGAGCCCCGACGUGCUGAGCAUCCCGAAGAAGGAUCUCCCGUUCACGCACAUGGUGAUGCAGCUCGAGUUUGGGCUGAUCAAGAUCAAGUGGCAGGCGCUGGACUUGGUCAGGUGGAUGACCGGCACUCUCGACGCCAUCGAAGGCAUGCCCCAUCUGCACACGUCGAUCGUCGUGCACUCCCCCUACGCUUACCCCUGCCUGGAGGAGAAGGGUUUCGUGCGCCACUUGAGUUACUUCUCUGACGCGUUUAUCGUGAUGAGCUGGCACGCGUACCACUCGAUGGUCUCGGCGUACGGCGUCGACAAGUCCAAGGUGUUUUUCAUCCCUCACGCCGUGCGCAAACCCAGGGAGCUCGCAGAGAUUCCCCGCAACAUCGAGGGGGUUUCCCUUCCCGACGCUCGUCAGGGGGGGCUCUCGCUGGAACAGCUCGAUAACUUAUUGGCGCUCCCCCAAGAUGACCCCCGCCGCCCCCUGCUCAUCUUCAACAACGGGCUUAUUCACAUCCACAAGGGUUACGACCGGGUUAUCCGUAACCUGAAGGCGAUUAUCGAGCAGGUUCCGGAACGACCGAUUGUUGUGCUGAUCCAGGGGAGGGAGGCGCGGACGAACGAGGAAAAGGAUAUCAUGAAGAAGCAUCUGCAGUAUGCGGCGGAGCUCGGGGUGGCCCAGCACAUCAUCUGGCAGGACGAGUACGUCGAAUCCGAGGAGGUCGACCGGCGCUUAUACGGCAGUGACGUAUACAUGACGCCGUAUGACGAAAUCACUCCCACAUCCGGCGCGCUCCUCGAGGCGAUGGCGCACGGGUGCGCGAUCUUGUCGACCGCUUAUCGCCACGCGACUGAGGUCUUAUCGUCCGACCGCGGCGUUUUGGUUCCGUUCGAGGACGACGACGCAAUAGCUGCCGGGUUUGUGAAACUGCUCAAGUCGCGCGAGGUUAGGGAGGGUUACGGUAACCGUGCAAAGUCCUUCGUCAAGAACUGGACCUGGGAACGGGUUGCGUUACAGUAUCACGCGUUGCUGGCGAAGUUAGAGAUCGACGCGGCGGAAAUUUGGGGAAAGGGACUGCAGUUGCAAACACCUGGGGCGGCGUAUGUGGAAGAAUUGCUUCUACCGGUGGCGCCCGAUCCCUUUUACCUGGAUCCGGCGUUCGACUCGCACCUUUACCCCCCCCGCGACAGGGACGAUUCCGAGCUGGCGACGAUCACCCCCGAGAACAACGUGGUCAACAGUUUCCGCCCGUCUUCCGCCCACUGGUCCGAGAAUCUGGUGACGACGUUCAACGGGCUUACGCUCUUCAGCGAGAAGAAGUUGGCGGAAUACGAGGGGGGCGUGCUUCCCAAGGAUCUCCGCAUGGCGCCGGGGGUCUACGUCCUGUUCUCGGACAAGGAUCUGCAGGUUAAUGGCAAGAUCGCCGCCCGCUCCGAGACGGGCUACCUCCUCUCCCGCGUCGGCAUCCGCUGGCACUACACGUGGAUCCUUGCUGACAUCACCAUGGGUCUGGACCUAGAGACGUUCGAUCCAGAUCCGGACCACCGCGUCGAUCUGUCCGAAUUUGUACAGAUCGAUCGGAUCGAACCUGAGCCCGGGAAAGAGGGGGCGGGCUGGCGAGAGCGCCUUGUGCUGCGCGCACGUCAGGUGUGGGUUACCGUGGUCGUUCACAUGAACAAGGAGGUUACCGUAACCCUGUCCCAACCCGACCGGUUCAGCCAUCCCCUGGGGCUGCUGGGCCAGACAGUCAGGUGCCAAUGGGACCGGUUUAGCAUCGACACCGAAUGCAAGAAGCUUUUCCACGACGAUAUCAAGAGUCUGGUCCCAGACCAAUGGCGGAUGAGCCUCCUUGACGGAAACAACAUUUUCAGCACGAAUGUCAAGGGCCAGACGUGGCAGCUCUUUGGAAUUAGGCUGAACGCAUUUGAGUUGGACGAGGAGAUGAUGACGGGAACUCUGUUCGAUUACUACGACACUAGCGACACCGACACCGUCCUGAAAUUCCGCUUGGAGGGCCCCAUCCUGGACAAUUGCGGGUUUGCGAUGGUUAACCGCCAGUUAUGGUUCGGGUUAAGCAUCCGCCAGCAGCUGCGGCACAACUGGCGGUCGACGCUGCCGAACCCGUACAACGGAGACUUCGAAAUCGAAGUGGAGGUCAUCCCCUCGGAAGACACGGUGUCAGUCGAACAGUACGAGAAGGCGGCUUCUCCAGGGAGCGUUCUCCACAUGCUUAUCUACACCGCGUAUAAGAAGCAGAUCCAACAACCCGAACAGACCAACUCGCCGGUUGUGUCGGUAUUCCGGAACCACUGGCCGCCCAAGUUCCAGUUCCCCAACGAGUCGUUGCCUGCCGAAGUGGCGGCCGGAAACAAGAUUGUUUGGAUCCACCAGCAACCGUGGGAAUUUUACGGCAUUCCCAAAGCUUGGGUCAACUGGUUCGCAAACUCGGUCGACGCGCUCUGGGUUCCUAGCCGGCAUUGCGAAGUCGGCUACCGGGCCAACAGCAUUCCGGCGCACAAGAUCAACGUCGUGCGGCACGGCGUUUCCUUCCAAAAGAUCCAGACUGUCAACCCCGGAAUGGCUUCCGGCGGCGCUUUGGCUCUCCCCGAAAUGGCGAAGGCCCUUCAGUCCAAGUCGUUCAAGUUCCUGUUCAUUGGCGGCGCACUCCCGCGCAAAGGGAUUGACCUCCUUCUCCGCGCAUUCGCCGAGACGUUUUCCACGCACGACGACGUAUCGCUUAUCGUGCACUCCAUAUACGGGGACGAGUUCAAGACCCACGUGAUGGAAGCGCUCGAGACGCAGUACGACAAAUACCCGGAGAUCGUGUUCCUGAAACAGGAGCUGACGUGGGUGGAUAUGGUCUUAUUGUACCGCUCCGUGGACGUGUACGUCUGCCCGUAUAGAAACGAGGGCUUUGGGCUGACGAUCGUAGAGGCGAUGGCCAACUCCCUGCCUAUUAUCAUUACACGUGGCGGCCCCGCAUUGGAGAUCUGCGAGGAUGACCACACGUUCUGGGUGGAGGCGGAGUGGACCACGUGUCGCGACGUGAAGCCGUGCGAGGCGAACGGGACCAUGAUCUUCGGACAGGAGUUGGCAGUGCCGGCGUCUUGGUUUGAGCCGAGUUUGGGAAGCCUCAGCGCCGCGUUCCGGAACGCCUACCGGGCGCCCAUUCCGGUGCUCCGGCGGAUGGGUGAAGCGGCGCGGCGUCGCGCGGCGGAACUCACGUGGGAGCCCGUUUACACCGAGCUGGAGAGCACUCUGUCAAAGUAUACGGUCGCGGGGCAAGCCGCCCUUGUCAGUUGAUUAUUCUCUAGACAAUUAGGAGCAUCUCGCACUAAUUUUCGCAUAGUUCGCGCUAGGGCGUUUCCAUUUCAUAAGGUAUUUCGGCCCAGUCGACGGGCCACUGAAGAAUCCAACUUACAGACCGCUCGUUACUGCUCGUUUCGCUUGUUUUGCAAAUCUGGAUACGGACCCGGGAGCGAGACUAGCCAAGUAGCCCUAGCCACGUUCCCUAAAAGAAACUGUAAGCGCUGUACGUGUGAUUUGUACCAUGCAAAGAAGUGACUUACUGCAAGUCAAGAGGUUAAUCAGCUUGCAUAUAUGGCGCUGCGUUCCGGCUGGC